GAGUGAUUAAGCUGGUUCUUGCUGAGCACAGAGCUCAUGGCUGUCCCUGGCUAAGACACACGCAGAUGCACAUAGGAGAGAAACACAACAAGAACAUCUCCAUAUGUACUGGGGGAAUCUCACCAUAGUCUCAUUAUGUAUCUGCUAGAAAAUGUUCUGACCAAUAAUUCUAGAGCAAGGAUGACGACUGUGGAACACAUUUUGGUCUUUCUGCUGAUUUUGAUCCCUUCAUGUUACAACAUGCAGACAGCACCUCGUAUCAUCACAUUAUUAGAGACAGUGGAUGUUCUACUGGAUCACAAUGCCACCUUCAUCUGUGAGGUGGAGUCACGCCCCCCUGCUGAGAUCACCUGGACCAAAAAUAAUCACCAAAUUAUGUACUAUGACACACGGUACCUUACCAAGGAAAAGGGUCAGAUGUUAAUCAUCCCACAUGUAAGAGAGUCAGACAAUGGGGAGUACUGUUGCCUUGCCAGUAAUGGCAUUGGAGAACCUGCCAAGAGCUGUGGAGCGCUUCAGCUAAAGAUGAAGCCACAGAUCAAAAGGCAUCCAACCAAUCUAACACUACUGGUAGAAUCCAAAGCAGUGUUGCCCUGUGUUACCCUUGGCAACCCUAAACCAGAUGUCACGUGGCUCAAAGAUGACGAGCUUAUCAAGGUCAAUGACCGUGUUACUAUUCUCGACUAUGGGGCAUUGAAAAUUCAUAACAUACAGAAAGAGGAUGCAGGACAGUACCGCUGUGUGGCCAGGAAUAGCUUUGGUUUGGCCUUUUCAAAGCCUGUCAUCAUAGAAGUACAAGCUCCAGCACGAAUCUUGCGGGUUCCAAAGGACAAAAGGGUGGCAUAUGGCAGCCAGAUUUCCCUAGAAUGUAAUGCCACUGGAAAUCCAGUCCCAACCAUUACCUGGCUGGAAAACGGGAAUACUAUCUCCGGAGCCUCAGUAGAGGAGACAUUAGUGGGAGAGGUGAUACUCUCUGUUCUAAAGGUGACGGUGACUAAGCCAGCCCUAUAUACGUGCCUGGCUUCCAACAGACACAAUGCUGGAGCCAACACUGUCAAAGCAACUGCAAAAGUCACUGUUGCAGUAGAGUGGAGACUUUAUAAGGGGAUCGCAGGCUACUGCAGUGCAUAUCGUGGAGAUGUUUGCCGCACAAUAUUGCACGACGAUUUGCUGGUUUUCUUUAACUCGUCCUUCUCAAACCCUGAGGACACGCAGGAGUACUUUCUUCAGAGCUGGUGGGCAGAGGUAGAAGGGCUCAGUGGGGUGUGCAGUCCUGCAUUACGCUCAUUGCUCUGCCACGCUUCCUUUCCUGACUGCAACCCAUCAGGGCUAGGACCUGCACCAAAACCUGUCUGCAGAGAACACUGCCUGGCAGUGAAGGAGCUGUACUGCCAUAAGGAGUGGCUGAUACUAGAAGGCAGCAGUUCAGUCCAGUCUGGACUCUUCAGCUCUCUCACCGGGUCCCAGGCUCCUGUUUCACUGCUGCCAAAAUGUCAGACCUUACCAAGUCUUCACACAGACCCUGAUGGUUGUACAUAUGUUCCUUUUGCGGAUUCAUUUUUCUUAAUUUUUUUCUAUAUUUUAGACAUCAAGAAAGAUCUAAUUACAAGAACGUGUUACAAUGACCGAGGUUAUUUCUACCAGGGUAGUGUGAAUGUAACCAGGUCUGGGAUACCAUGUCAACCAUGGAACCAACAGGUUCCCCACCAGCACCAUUUGUCAGUGGAUGUCAUUCCAGAGUUGAAGAAUUCAGGCAAUCACUGCAGGAACCCAGGAGGAAUCAGUGACAAGCCCUGGUGUUAUACCUUAAAUCCAAACAUACGCUGGGAGUACUGUGCUGUUCCACAGUGUGGGGAAACAAGCAUAGCAUCAGUAGUGAAGCCAGAGUCUAGAGACCCUCACCAGACCCCUCGUUUCCCUCCAGUGACAACAACAUCAUCUCCAGCUUAUUCAAUGUCUGUCAUUGUCGUUAUCCUGACUGCUCUUGCAACUGCAGUCUUUCUUGCCGUUAUCAUUCUUGGCUGCCGCAGAUGGAAGAAGCAACUGAGGAAUCGGAAGAGAGGAGUAAUAGAGACCCCGAUGUUGAACGCCCUUCCAUCAGAGCUAUUGCUCGAUCGACUCCACCCUAACCCCAUGUACCAGCGUGUUCCCCUGCUGCUGAACUCAAAACUGUUGGCCCUUGAGUAUCCCCGAAAUAAUAUUCAAUACGUCCGAGAUAUUGGGGAAGGAGCCUUUGGACGAGUUUUCCAAGCCAGAGCUCCAGGCCUGCUACCCAUGGAGUCUUUCACAAUGGUCGCUGUGAAGAUGUUGAAGGAGGAAGCUUCAGCUGACAUGCAGAAUGACUUCCAGAGAGAGGCAGCACUCAUGGCCGCAUUUGACCAUCCAAACAUAGUUCGACUCUUAGGUGUGUGCGCAGUGGGUAAACCAAUGUGUCUGAUGUUUGAGUAUAUGGCCCAUGGUGACCUCAACGAGUUCCUGCGUCGCAGAUCUCCUACCCAGUCAGUGCGCACCCUCAGCCGUGCUAGCUUGUCGGGUCGCAGUUUCUCCUCUGAGCUGGAGGCCGGGCCUCUCUCUUGUACAGAGCAGUUAUUGAUUUCCAAGCAGAUUGCUGCAGGAAUGGCAUACCUGUCUGAGCGCAAGUUUGUCCAUCGUGACCUGGCGACACGGAACUGCCUGGUUGGAGAGGAAAUGGUGGUAAAGAUUGCAGACUUUGGCCUCUCCAGAAACAUCUACUCAGCUGAUUACUACAAAGCCAAUGAAAAUGAUGCCAUCCCCAUUCGCUGGAUGCCUCCAGAGUCUAUAUUCUACAAUCGCUAUACUACAGAGUCAGAUGUGUGGGCCUAUGGUGUGGUGUUAUGGGAGAUCUUCUCCCAUGGGAUGCAGCCAUAUUAUGGUAUGGGUCAUGAGGAAGUUAUUUACUAUGUGAGGGAUGGUCACAUCCUUUCCUGUCCUGAGAACUGUCCUUUGGAGCUCUAUAAUCUGAUGAGGCUCUGUUGGAGUACACACCCAUCAGACAGGCCCAGCUUCAGUAGCAUACAUCGGAUACUAGAACGUAUGCAUCAAAACAGACUAAGCAUGAAUGCUGACACUGAAGCUGAUGCUGACUGUUAACUUCUUUUCUCUGUACAAAAGGCAUUGAUUUGCUGUUUUAAUGAUUUAAUGAAUACUUACAUUAGGCCCAAGCACUCAGUGCUGGGGAAAAAUUAUUUGUCUCCUUCAUGAUUUCUUAUUUUAUUUUAUUUACUUUAUUUUAUUUCACUUUUGCAUAUUUGUUAUACUUGCAUAUUUCACUUGAUCAACCAAAUUUUAAUUUUAGAUAGAAAUAGCCAAAGCAUGCAGUUUUUAAAUGAAGCUUUAAUUUAUUAAGCAAAAAAUACUAUCCAAACCUACCUGGCCCUAUGUAAAAAAGUAAUUGCCCCCUAAACCUAAUAACUGGUUGCACCACCUUUGGCUGCAAGAACUUGUAUGAUGCUGUGGAGGAAUUUUUUUGCCCACUUUUCUUUGCAGAACCUAUUUUAAUUUAUUGGAAGGUUUUCUAGCAUGAGCAGUCUAAGGCAAUGCUAUACCAGUCCAAAACCUUCGUUCUAUGUGCUCUCGGUGGGCUGGCCACUCCUGGUAAGUGUCAGGACAAGUUUCUUUAUUUGUGGAUAAUGGCUUUUACUGUGAUUUGCUGGAGUCCCAAAGCCUUAGAAAUCCCUUUCCCCAAUAGAGAGGGAGUGUUAUGGCCCAGUGGGGGCCAGACCACAACAUAAAGGCGACCCAUCCUCAUCAGACUUAAAGCAGCCACAUCACACAGUUGGUACAAUUUUACAAUGAUUUUUUUUAUUUUAUUUUUUUAUAAUAUGUUAUUUCUUUAGGAUGGAACACUAAUAAGGAGCUGGGUGUAACUUCAGGGUGGAAUUUAUACCAAAACAACAAACAAAAAGAAAUGAUCUGAAAUAUUUAUCAAACUUACCUAAUCAAAAAAAUAAAUAACCAAAUUGCAAUAACUGACCUCCGUACAUAAGAUAAGGAGAGAAAAGUAAAAUAAAAAUGCAGUCCACAGCAGCACUGUACUUUGCAUGCUCAGAUGGUUAAGUAAUUGCA
This is a messenger RNA of Oreochromis niloticus (Nile tilapia), 4086 nucleotides long. It is a transcript of the gene musk, whose product is annotated as muscle, skeletal, receptor tyrosine kinase. Gene Ontology annotation, cellular component: plasma membrane; signaling receptor complex. Gene Ontology annotation, biological process: protein phosphorylation; cell surface receptor protein tyrosine kinase signaling pathway; multicellular organism development. The record is from RefSeq and is a predicted model, not a curated record. Gene Ontology annotation, molecular function: transmembrane receptor protein tyrosine kinase activity; ATP binding; Wnt-protein binding. Bases 136 to 3111 code for a protein of 991 amino acids. Lineage: Eukaryota; Metazoa; Chordata; Actinopteri; Cichliformes; Cichlidae. The transcript is spliced from 17 exons.